Messenger RNA from Effrenium voratum, 657 nucleotides. The record is from the annotation of a GenBank genome assembly. NCBI's taxonomy places the organism in Eukaryota, Dinophyceae, Suessiales, Symbiodiniaceae.
AUGGAUGACAUCUGCUGGGUCAAGACGAACCGGCACGCCAAGCUGGAUGCGCGCGGCAACGUGCAGCAGGGAGUGAUGUACGGUGACACGUCCAUCAUCCAAAGGAGCAAAGAGCAUUGCCUGGUGGGUGUCAAGGGCACCGUAAAGCGUUCAGUGGACACCCACUUCAUCCACGCGAAUUGCGAUGUGGAUCUCAUCAUGGAGGAGGAGAAGAGCUUUGGCUCCACUCAGAAGCCCACAGAGCUCUAUGAGACCAUCGAGCACUUCUGUCUCGGGCGCAGGCGUCUGGAGCUCUUCGGCCGUGACCGGAACCUCCGGGAUGGCUGGCUGACCCUGGGCAAUGGCCUUACCACUGACAAUUGGGACAAAGAGACCUACCUGAAGUGGUUUGAGGGCGAAGUCCAGUGGCCGGAGGCGAAAGAUUACAAGGGCGGCCGCCUGCUGGGGAGUAUCUCCGAGAUCGACACCUUGCGCCCAAAGAGCCCUGUGAGACCAGGCCGCAAGCGCUCGCGGUCGCUCUCCCCGCGCCGGCGCGUGGGCAACAGCAGUGCGGGCGGCUGGCGCGCAGCACGCGCCUCCCGGGACUACGACGAGGACGAGAAGCCUCUGCCGGAAGAUCUGGGCGAGAUGGCCCCACCCAUCCCCCAGGACGAUUAA